Molecule: messenger RNA, 2266 nt
Organism: Panicum hallii
Lineage: Eukaryota; Viridiplantae; Streptophyta; Magnoliopsida; Poales; Poaceae
Exons: 5
Coding region: 257-2086 (609 amino acids)
Source: RefSeq, a predicted model, not a curated record
CAGCUCAGGGCUCAGCCGCUCCCCGCUCAGGGCCUCAGGUUCAUCUCCUCCCUCUGUUUCUGAAACCUUUCCCUUCUCUCGGACUCUCUCCUCCCUUGCUCUUCCUUCCCUGGCGGCGACGGCUGGGCGAGCGGCGGCGCCAUUUGUCCUGUCUUCGCCCAGCCCUUUGCCGGCGACGAGCGCAUCCUCCAGUUACAAUAUACCUACUAACUUCGAUUUCGUUUGAAAGAAUUAUCGGGUGUACGUGUGUACACCCAUGUCCUAUGCUGGGUCCGCCCCUGCGUCCACCCCUGGGUUGAUUAAGACCUCGAAGUUUAAGAAGCGGAAGGUCAAGGCCAACCGCGAGAAGGCAGCGGCCGCCGCUGCAACUGUUGACCAAGUCGCCUCGGUGGGCGCAGGCACUGCUGGUGGCGAUGCAUCUGCAUCGGCGGUCUUACCGCAGCCAUCCCAUGUUGCUGAGGCAUCACCUGUGGCGCAAAUGCCAGAGUCAGCCACUAUUGCUGAGGCAUCAACUGUGACACAGACGCCUAAGCCAGCCACUGAUGCUGAAGGAUCUGGACCUGCACCAAAGCCAGCCACUGCUGAAGCAUCAGCUUCAGCGGCAAGGCCAAAGCCAAAACCAGCUGAUGCUGAUGCUGCGACUGCACCUGCCGCAAGCCAGGGCAAGGGCGUGGGUGCUGAUAAUGGAGGUGGUGAUGGCAGGAUGAAAAGCAGAAAAGAGAGGGCUAGGAAUGGCAAGGGGAAGGAGGUUGAGGAGGAUGCAGGAAGGAACAGAAAAGGGAAGAAAGCUGUGGGCAAGAAGGAAGAAAGGGGUGACAAUAAGGGUGCAGGGUUUAUAUUCAUGUGCAAUGCAAAGACUAAGCAGGAGUGCUACCAGAACCGCUUGUUCGGGCUACCCAGUGGGAAGAUUGGAAUGGUCAAGAAGAUCAGACCAGGAGCAAAGCUGUUCCUGUAUGAUUUUGAUUUGAAGCUUCUGUAUGGUGUGUACAAGGCAGCAUCAAAUGGUGGGCUGAACCUUGUCCAAGAAGCAUUUAAUGGGAAGUUCCCUGCACAGGUUAAGUUUAAGAUUGAAAAAGAUUGCCUGCCUCUCCCUGAGAGUAGUAUCAAGCAAGCUAUUAAGGAAAAUUACAGUGCAAGGAGCAAGUUUGACCCAGAGCUCACUUCGAGACAAGUCCAUAGGCUACUUGUGCUGUUUAAGCCUGUCAAUGUACCUCAGUCUGCUCCAAAAAAUCACCGUGAAGAAAGGCGCCACUAUGAAGAACGGAGGCAGCCAUAUCAUUAUGAAGAAAGGCGGCCUUCAUUGCCUAUCGAAGCAGUGCGUCAACCACGGUUUGAUGAGGAAAGGCGUCCUGCGGUUAUACAUGUUCCUCUUGAGGAUCCAUACAGGGCACCACGCUUCGCUCCACUUCCUGUUGAGCCUCAGCUUGGCCAUUCUUUGGCUAGUGGUCAGGGUGAUCACCACAGAUAUUAUCAAUCAGAACUUGCACCUGAGCCUCGACACAUUCCUCUUGCUCUAGAGCCUCGCCAUGUUCCGCUAUCCUUAGAGCAUCACCAUGUGCCUUCUAUGCCAGAGCUUCGACAUGUCCCAGCUGCAUAUUAUCACAAUUUGGCUCCAUCCAGUGAUUCAUACUAUCGGUCUCUACAUAAUCUGGUGCCUGAGCGAUAUGCUGACAGGACUGUGGCUGACAUAACCACCAGGGAUCCAAUCAUUCCUAGGGAUCACACAAGACUGCCAGGUGAGAUAUCUGCUCGGGCAGACCGCUUGGAGGAUCUCUACCGGACAGGGGGGAUUGCUGCCCGUGGUGCACAUGUGGAGGAGCUGUAUCCUCCAGGGGAGAUUGCUGCUCGUGCUGACCGGGUGGGGAUCAGCACUCGAGCUGAUCGUUUGGAGGACCUCUACCGUUCUGACAGACUUGUUACCCGUGCUGUGGACCCCCUGCCUCGUUCAACCUAUCAUACAGCUGCUUACGGGACUCACCCUGCUUAUGCUGAAACAAGCACAAGGCCUGUCUCUGCAAGGGUCAAUGGACCCGGUGUCCCGGUUUCAUCACUCUAUUCCUUCUCUGGUGCUCCAGAGUACCGGUGAUGAGUGAUCAGAACUCAUCGCUUUUGUUGAUGUUCUCACCUUUUCUGUAAGAAGUUAGGAUGUCUGUCGCUAUAACUGCAACUGUUGUUUACAUUAGGUUCAGUUCUAUAUUUCCUUAAACAUCCAUCUCUGGAUGAACGGCAUUCGGUAUCCAGUUUAUGUUGCAUAUCCUUUUUUUUU